Molecule: messenger RNA, 2049 nt
Organism: Ogataea haglerorum
Lineage: Eukaryota; Fungi; Ascomycota; Pichiomycetes; Pichiales; Pichiaceae
Exons: 1
Coding region: 1-2049 (682 amino acids)
Biological process (GO): L-tryptophan biosynthetic process
Source: RefSeq, a predicted model, not a curated record
AUGUCUAUUCUUCUAAUCGACUCGUACGACUCAUUCACGUACAAUCUGCGCCACCUUGUAGAAAAUGCGACAGGCGCACAUGUGCUCACAAUUCAUAACGAUUCAUACGAUCUCCCGCGUGAGAAGGAGAGUCUCAACAAACUAGUUGGAUCAGUCGACGCUAUUGUGAUCGGUCCGGGGCCUGGAAAUCCCGAUUCUGCGCAAGACGUAGGCAUCAUUCCAUAUCUCUUUGAGACCUUUCCCAAGACGCCGAUUCUUGGAAUUUGCCUCGGUUUUCAAUGUUUAUGUCUGGCGCAUGGUUGCACAUUAGGGUAUCUAGAGCACCCUGUCCAUGGUCAGAUCAGCAGAAUAACGCCAAUCGACAAGAAUUCCUUAUUCAGGGACUUUGAUACCGAUUUCGAUAGCGUGCGAUAUCAUUCAAUCUAUAUCUCCACGGUAACUGACGACAUUAUCCCGCUCGCCUAUUCGGAGGAUCAAUGUCUGAUGGCAGCCAAACACGCUCAGAAUCUACAUUUUGGAGUCCAGUAUCACCCGGAAUCUGUCUGCUCGGAGAUGGGAAGCAAACUGGUAUCGAAUUUUUGGGCCUUGGUCGAGAAACGAGAGACCGUUCCUAUUAGAGACUCGCACCUAUUGCAGACAGAACCACUAAUUAAGCAUUUCAAAACUACUUUGGAGUACGACUACAAGUACGAGAAACUACCCAAAGUUGACAUCUUAUCCGCCUGCGAGCGAUUUCCUGACCCACUUCUGCUGAACAGUGCACUGUCGCCGGGGGAAUGGUCCAUAAUAGGGCUGCCCGAGCCAGGAAGGAGUCUCGUGGUUGGUAACUCCCGCGAAGCAGGACUGACAGUUGGAACUUGGAAAGGAGAGACAAAGGCCCAUUCAGACUCUCUGUGGUCUUAUAUUUGCAACCAUAUGUCUCAGCGGUACUACGAGCCUACAAUCGGCGACCCAGAGCUGGCGAAAUGCCCGUUUGUCGGAGGCUUCAUUGGGUUCUUGUCGUACGAGGAAUCGAUACCGUUGACAGUGAAUAAAAUCACUUCAGGACCAACUCCAAGUACGCGACUCUGUUUUGUGGAACGCUUCAUUGUCAGCAACGACAAGCACACAUUUGUGGUGUCUAUUCGUCCACGAGACAAAGAAUGGAUACAGCAAACAAAGAGCCAGUUGCAAACUUGUUCAGAGCCCAGAUUUUUAUCAUCGGUGAAAGCCAAAGUGGAAAAGCCAGACAAAAAAAGCUACGAGAAAAGCUUUUACGACUGCCAGAAGUACCUUCACGCUGGCGACUCGUACGAGUUAUGUCUGACCCGCCAGACAAAGGUACACGUCCCCAAGACCGUUGCUCCUUGGGAAUUAUACAAAUGCAUGGUAAAGAACAACCCCUCGCCAUAUUCAUGCUAUCUCGACUUUGGCGAUGCAAGGCUUCUGUCGACCUCUCCCGAGCGGUUUCUCAGCUGGAAUAACCAGCUAUCUCAGAUGAGGCCAAUAAAGGGGACUGUGAAAAAGCACCCGCAGCUGACUUACGCCAGAGCUUGCGAGCUGCUGAAGAUACCCAAGGAGAUUGGAGAAAACCUCAUGAUUGUGGACCUAAUCCGCCACGACCUGUACCAGAUGCUGAAAGAGGUCGAAGUGACGAAGCUCAUGUCCGUGGAGGAGUACCAAACUGUGUAUCAGCUGGUUUCAGUUAUUGAGGGCCGGUUGCAGGACAGCAUUUACACGGGAAUAGAUUUACUCAGACACUCUCUUCCGCCGGGAUCGAUGACGGGUGCGCCAAAAAAACGGAGCGUGGAGAUUCUUUGUGACCUGGAGGACAGAAUCCCUAGGGGACUAUAUUCUGGAGUAUGCGGGUACUGGUCUGUCAAUAACCAUGCCGACUGGAGCGUGGUCAUCCGUUCGCUGUUCAACUACGAAGACGAUCUUUGCUCGACGGGGACGACCAGAUGUUUCAGAUGCGGUGCUGGCGGAGCAAUAACGGUGCUAAGCACGUGCGAGGGCGAAUGGGAUGAGCUGAACCUGAAAUUAGAUAGUGUCUUAGGAAUAUUUAACUAA